UUUACCGCAGUAUCAGCACAGUUCUGCAUCAGUCAUCUAAACUCUGCGGCAUGCGGACUAGAUUCAGGGGGAGGGAAGAUAGCGGGUCUGUGAGUGUAGCAUCGGCUUCAUAGUCGUCACCAUCCGUAAUCAGAUACUGUCGACAGUGUCGGGUUUCUCAUUCAUUUCUUUUGGGGAAAGUCUUUAUCCACGCGCAUGAUCGAAGGCUUCUGUGUUUGACUAAUUGGUGCUGCUUAUUUGACAGAGCCACACAAUAACUGGCUUUACAGUUUAGGCCGCACACCUAAGAGGGCUAUUUCACCCUAAACCAAAGAUUCCUAAGAACCGGUAGACCAACAACACGUCAACAUGGCAAAGGAUGCAGAGAAGAGCACUUGGAAGGAGUUUAUCUGGAACCCGAGGACGCGGGAGUUCCUGGGCAGAACCGCGAGCAGCUGGGGGCUCAUCCUGCUCUUCUACCUGGUGUUCUACAUCUUCUUGGCGGGGGUGUUUGUUCUCACCAUGUACGUGAUGCUGCAGACCCUGGACGACCACAAGCCAACCUGGCAGGACAGGCUGUCCACUCCAGGAAUGAUGAUCAGACCCAGAGGGGAAGCUCUGGAGAUAGUGUAUAACACGGAGGACACAGAGAGCUGGGACAGUUAUGCUCAGGCACUGGACAAGUUCCUGAACCCGUAUAACGACUCCUUCCAGGCCCAGACAAAUGACAUGUGCACACCGGAUCAGUACUUCGUGCAGGACGAUAGUGGAGACGUGAAGAACAACCCCAAACGCUCCUGCCAGUUCAACCGCACCGUGCUGGAAGAAUGCUCCGGAAUAAAUGACCGUUACUAUGGAUACCAGGAUGGCAAGCCGUGCAUCAUUAUCAAGCUGAACCGGGUAAUCGGGAUGUUGCCAGGAAAGGACGGCCAGGCUCCAUAUGUCACCUGUGGACCAAAGAGGAUUAGAAUUGGCAAAGAUGAAUGGAAAGAAGACAGUGAGUCGAUUGGAUCCCUGAUAUAUUACCCUCCCAACGGCACCUUCAACCUCAUGUACUAUCCGUACUACGGCAAGAAAGCUCAGGUCAACUACUCCCAGCCUCUGGUGGCCAUUAAGUUCGCCAACAUAACCGCCAACGUGGAUGUGAACGUUGAGUGCAGGAUCAACGCAAACAACAUUCCCUCCGGCAGCGAAAGAGACAAGUUUGCCGGGAAAGUGUCUUUCAAACUAAGAAUCAACACAAAAAAAUAGAUACAUACUCCCUCCCAACACCCCCUCCUCCUACACUCCCCACACCCUAGUCAUCUCUUCAUUCUGUGCACAAGUACACACUGACAGAAACGACCAGCCGGAAGAACACCCCUCACAGAAAAUCUAAAACAUGUUUACAGCUCUCCGCUCCUCUGGCCGAUUGGACAUUGUGUGUCCUGUUGCAUGAGGGAGGAGUAGGAGAGGGGGAGGAGGAGGUUGAAAGGGGGAGGAGGUUGAAAGGGGGAGGAGGAGGUCGAGAGGAGUGGAGGAGUAGAGGAGAAAGAGAGGGGGUUCUUCCUGGCUCAGUUUCUGUCUGUGCGCUUUGGGAUGAAUCAUUUUCGGUAAAUUAGUUUGAGGUGAAGUAUAUUUAUACUGCAUGAGUAACUAGGACCUAUAGAGGACAUUAACAUGUAUGAUUUGAACGUUUGCCAGGAGAGACAGCGCAGCAUAUCUGCUUCCUGUUGUCUCCCUCCUGAUGGCUCUCUAUAGAGUACCCCUCUAUGUGUGAAUAUACACAAAGUACCACAGUGUGUAUAUCUAUUUAUACAGUAUCAUAACCUUAUAUCAGUAUGUCUAUUUUGUUGCACUUAAAAUAAUAAUCAAACAAGCGAAAUGAAUAACUCAUGUUUUGGUGGAUGGAGGCAGGAGCUAAGUGCAUGUGUGUGUUGUCUUUAGUGUCCUGAGAGGCCUCUUGUCUCAGUUUAAUGCUGUUUGUCAAUUAUUAAUGAGGAUCUGUCAUACUGACCACCAUGAGAGCGACGCUGUAUGGCAGCGUCAAUCUGAAAACCUACACACACCCACUGUUUACUGGGAACAUGAGAUAGCUGUUUACUUUCCCAAUAAGGGGUGGUUUGAAGUCAAGAUCUCUAAGUGUGUGUUUGUGUGUGUGUGUGUCUGUGUGUGGGGGGGGGGGGGGGCGUGCGUGCGUUUGUUAUGUGCGCUUGGAUAUGUUUGUUUAUCCCAUUUACAAUACAAAAUAAUUCUAACUGUUGGUCGGGAAAUUGCAUGUACAAUGUGCAAUAUUUAGGUCACAUGAUCAAACAUCAUUUUCACUCACAGAAAGUUUCUUACCCGUUGGUCGAAGUUCAUGACAGGCCAACCAAUCCCUCAUGUUCAUAUGUUUUGUGGAAUAAGAAGGACUUGGUAUGUUCACACAUGUACGACUCCUCCCAUGUCCACCAGCUGCUCUCAUGCACCAGGCUGUGAAUGAGGAGCUGGGCACAGGAGUGUUUUUUAAAUUGAUUUGUUAUGGGUUUGUGUUCAUGUGAAGGUGAUAUGGGUUUGUGUUCAUGUGAAGGUGAUAUGUUUUAACUGUGUUACAUUGGAGAUGGAGGAUAGAAAAGGUUUUUUGUUGUUCUUUUUUCCAAACAGUCAUCAAUUUAUCGGACCAAGUGAUCAUGUUUGUGCAUUUAGAGUUCUCCUGUAGUUGUCUUUAGGGGGAAUCUGUGACUAGUCUAGGAGUGGCCCAGAUAGUCUGGAGUCUGUUAAGUCACUCAUUGUACAAAAGAAGGUUUGAUCUCAUUGGUUGAAGUGAUUUAGCUUGAGGUAGGAUUCUCGGCUGUUACAUGUUAAGCUGUUUCAAGAUGGAUGACAGCAGGGGGGAGACCAGGGGGAAGACCAGUGGGGAGACCAGCGCAGAACCAGUCCCACUAAACUGUGGUGGGGUGGGGCCAUGUCUAGUGAGACCUGAGGCCAAGCAGAAGGGUUUCCUGUGCUCUGGUGCAGUCUUGGAGGUUUGGAUGAUUCAAGCAAUGACAGCUAAACACAGCACCCUAGCUAGGCACAGCUCAACACAGCUAAGCACAGUUCCCUUGCCGGGCAUAAGGGCCCCUCUAAUGACCUCCACACUCGUUUGGCCUUAGCCUCUCUCAGUAAAUCCUCAUUCUGUUCUGCGUUGAGCAUACACCAAGCUCCUCAGCCUGGCCCUGUUGGCCUGUACCGGGGUUGACCCACACGGCACAGUUUAGACAUAUACUUUCAUCUAAGGGUUGAGUCCAGACAUCAGGCACGUGAACAGACUGGGAUUUAGAACCGCCAGUCCUCUGGUGGGGGACUGCUGCCUGUUUGAACAUGCAGGGAAGAGGGACAGAACGCCUACACUUCCUCAUUAGCCUUCCUGUCCUGCUCACUUUGUCUGUAAUCUCUUAAUCUGGUUGGCUAAUCCCAAACAGGUAUUCUGAUUUGUCCUUUCUUUGAAAGACAUAUGGAACCCGGCCAGCACACCGUGCCAGAUUGGGAUGCUAACCCUAACCUCUGCACUGCCCGCUCAUGGCUUCAGCACAGACUACACUGUGUGAUCAAGUGAGAAUAUAGGACCGUUUACAACAUUCCCUUUUUCAACCAAAGAUGCUCAUGAGAGUUCUGACUGCAUGACGUCCUGGUCCUGGUUCUGGUCCUGGUCCUAGUCCUGGUCUGGGAGAGGUUCUGGUCUUGGUCUUGGUCUUGGUCCUGGUCCUGGUCCUGGUCCUGGUUCUGGUUCUGGUUCUGGUUCUGGUUCUGGUCCUGGUCCUAGUCCUAUUCCUAGUUCUGGUUCUGGUUCUGGUUCUGGUCCUAGUCCUGGUCCUGGUCCUAGUCCUAGUCUUGGUUCUGGUCCAACAACACUGGUCUCUGGGGAGGCACGUUCCAGGGGAAUCGUAGACCUCAUGUCGUUAGUGUCAUUUAGCAGUUGUAUUAUUUAGUAACACAUAGAAGGAGCAGGUUUGAUGACAUCAGUGCCUCCUGGUGGACAGAAUCAGUUUUGCUCCAGCGUCACAGAAUGUUGAUCAUUAUCGUCUCCAGUCAUCUGUUUUUCUAUGAUCGUUUGGAGAUGUCUUUCAAAAAGCAAUAUAUUUACUUCCUGUGUGGCUGUAUGACGUAUUUAAUCCUGGAAUGGCUGUAACACAUGAAUAGAGUCAUAAAUCACAGAGAGAGUGAGGGAGAAAGACUGAACAUGUAAAUAAGAUGUUCACAUAAAGAUAUUAUACAGAUGUUUGCCAACGCCCAUUUUCAAGACUGACCAACAGAUUACUAAGCAUAUUGGUUUUAUUAAAAAAGAGAUCAAGUAUUUUUUAUGUUAUUUUGUUGUAAAGAGGAAAGAAUGUUUUAUUUUGGAUUGUAUAAAUGCAUCCAGACAGCAUACUGGGUCACCAGUAAUCUCAAUAAUUGUGUAAGAAUUUAAGAUGGUUCAAAACAAAAUACAUUUUGAAUGUAGAUAAUUAUUUAUUAUUUUGGUUACAACCAAGCCAUUUGCAGUAUUGAGUGUUUGCAGUGGUGCAACAGUUGCUCUGGUCACAGGUGAACGACACCUCACAGAGGUGGGGGGGUGUUUAAGAGCCGUAAACUGAAGAGUUAAAAACUGGAUUUGACCCUAGAGAGAGCUACACUCGACCACACGACCAACACGUUCAACCAGAACUAGCAAAAGUUUGAGCAUUUCUCAAAGUUUUUUGGUCUAAUUCUGAUUAUAUUCUAAUAACUGAUGUUAAUACUACCUAAUUAAACACAUGGAUUCAGAAGAUGAAGAACAAACACAAGAAAGUGAUAUGAGACAGAAAUCAGUUUGGGACAGUCUUUCACCUUAAAUAUAAAUGGUUGAUAAUUCUAUUCUCUUGAAAUCUUAAGUUGUUGCUGUUACUGUAUGUUUACUUUUUGGUUUGUUUUUGCUCAUGUCCAUGUAAAAAACAAUAGAGAAAUCAAUAAAGGUGAUUGGAAGGAU
Molecule: messenger RNA, 4924 nt
Organism: Hypomesus transpacificus
Lineage: Eukaryota; Metazoa; Chordata; Actinopteri; Osmeriformes; Osmeridae
Gene: atp1b2b
Product: ATPase Na+/K+ transporting subunit beta 2b
Exons: 8
Coding region: 349-1230 (293 amino acids)
Biological process (GO): sodium ion export across plasma membrane; potassium ion import across plasma membrane; intracellular potassium ion homeostasis
Cellular component (GO): sodium:potassium-exchanging ATPase complex
Molecular function (GO): ATPase activator activity
Source: RefSeq, a predicted model, not a curated record